Malaclemys terrapin pileata is the source of this 3444-nucleotide messenger RNA. It is a transcript of the gene B3GNT2, whose product is annotated as UDP-GlcNAc:betaGal beta-1,3-N-acetylglucosaminyltransferase 2. The transcript has 2 exons. Gene Ontology annotation, cellular component: membrane. The record is from RefSeq and is a predicted model, not a curated record. Gene Ontology annotation, molecular function: hexosyltransferase activity. Lineage: Eukaryota; Metazoa; Chordata; Testudines; Emydidae. Bases 866 to 2059 code for a protein of 397 amino acids.
GCAGCUCAUACAGUAGCAUCAACAUCAGCACUUCCACAACCUUCUCUGGUACUGCUGCCUUCUACACUGUGUGCUGUACCAUCAGCCUCUGCAUGGAAGCCUGAACUGGUGCUGAUGGAGAAAUCAGAACUGAGACACUUGUGCAUCCCAGAGGUUUAUAGCACUGAAGGAGUCAGAAUCCACCCCUCUUACCAACAUUGGCAGCUGUGUCAGCACCAAGACAUCAAACUUCCUUGGCACUAAUGAUGCCCAUAGCCCUAUCCUCUACUUUGAAGGACCUGGCUCCUCCAGUGGAACCGGACUAUGCCUCAUUGAAAAUGUCUGAUGAUGAUAGUCUCAAACAUAUGCUCACCUCAAAAGUGUCCACAACAUCAUCAUAUAUGGACUGAGACCUUACACUAGAGCUAGGUAUUGGGACAUUCUGUUAUUAGAAAAAAGGCAUUGAUUUCUUAGACUCUAGGCACUGGGACCAUAUCAACCAGUUCCAGCAUGGUCACUGGGGCCUGUGAUACUUCCAGAGCAGAACUGAGCAAUACAAGAGACUGUCUACUUCAGCAUCCAGAGCUGACCCUGUGCCUCUGCAACCCCUGUUCAAGACCUCUCCUCUUCAACACCAAGAGGAAGAACCUGAGAAGAUAGCACCCAUUUCCACAGGCCAUAUCCUUAUCUUUCCCAGAUGAGGCAGUCAUCUCUCCAGGUGCCCUUCAGGUGAUUUCAGUGGCUUCUAGAAGAUUCUUAAGAAGGUGGUGAAAGCUCUCAGAAUAUCCAUGGAAGAAGUCCAGGAACAAACCAAUAAGUUUGUGGAUCUACUCCAGUCCUCCACACAAGAGAAGAUAAGACUCCCUUAGUUGAAUUGAUAUGAGAAAUGAGUGUUGGACGCAGAAGACUAAGGCUGCUGGGAAUUCUGAUGAUGGUAAACUUUUUUAUUUAUGUGAUUGUGGAAGUCUCCAAAAGUGGUGGUCAAGAGAAGAAUACAAAAGGACAGGUUAUAAUACCCAGCAGCAAAUUCUGGAGGAAAUACACUCCUCACAAGGCCUAUUGGAACAAACAGCAACAGAAGCUGGAACUCUUGUACAACCCCAUUUUGACCUUGCUUUCCAAUAUGACUGUGGAAGAAACCUUAAUUUCUAAUACUAGUUUUCUGAUUUCCUGUGACCCCGAUCCAUCAGUAACUUCAGAGGUUAAUGACUUUGCAAAGUUGCCAGACAGAUUUAAAGACUUCCUGCUUUAUUUAAGAUGUAGAAAUUAUUCAUUAUUAGUGGAUCAACCAAACAAGUGCAAACAUAAACCUUUCCUGCUGCUGGCUAUCAAGUCACUUAUACCACAUUUUGAUAGAAGGCAAGCAAUUAGGGAAUCUUGGGGUAAAGAAAUAAAAUCAGGGGAUGUAACAGUUGUAAGGGUCUUUUUGUUGGGACAGACCCCUCCAGAAGAUAACUUUCCUGACCUUUCAGACAUGUUGAAAUUUGAGAGUCAAACCCACCAAGACAUUCUUCUUUGGAACUACAGAGACACUUUCUUCAACUUGACUCUGAAAGAGGUGCUGUUUCUUAAAUGGGUCAGCAGCACGUGUCCAGAUGCCCAGUUUAUUUUUAAGGGGGAUGAUGAUGUUUUUGUGAAUACCCAUCAGAUCCUGGAUUACUUGAAGAGUUUAUCAAAGGACAAAGCCAAAGACUUAUUUAUAGGUGAUGUGAUCAAAGAUGCUGGACCUCAUCGAGAAAAAAAAUUAAAGUACUACAUUCCAGAAAGUGUUUAUGAAGGUUCUUAUCCUCCAUAUGCAGGAGGUGGUGGGUUUCUGUACUCUGGUGAUCUGGCAUUAAGACUGAACAAUGCAUCUGACCAGGUCCUCCUCUAUCCUAUUGAUGACGUUUAUACUGGAAUGUGCCUUCAGAAACUUGGGCUUGCUCCGGAAAAACACAAAGGCUUCAAAACAUUUGAUAUUGAAGAGAAACACAGGAAUAACAUAUGUUCCUACACAAACUUAAUGUUAGUACAUAGCAGAAAACCUCAAGAAAUGAUUAAGAUUUGGACACGCUUGCAGGAUCCACACUUAAAUUGUUAAAUGUUUAAAGUAACAUGCAUAAGUGUCUUCAAUUUAUUUUCCAAGAUUGGGUCUAAUUUCUUCACUGACCCAUUAAAACUCCUCUUUGUUUUCUCUUAAUGGUUUUUAAAGUUACUUACCUUAAAAAUCAUUAGCUAGAAACAUUUGUCCAGUACUUCUAAAAGUAAAAAUAAUACUAGAAUAACAAAUUUUUGAGAGUAUGGCAUGAAGACUUAAUCCUAAUCUUUCCACUGUCCUAGCGGUUAUUAUGUUUUAAUAUUUCAUCUACAAAUUUUAAAAUAGACUUCAGAAGUUAUAACUAAUAAUUCUUCAUUGAUUCAUGGUUAGCUGUCACCAUAAUGUUGAAAGCAUGGAUUGCCCACUUUUCAUUGCUAGUGCAUCUUAUUUUAAUUGUGGUGGUAGAAACUGUAAACACUGACUUUUUUUUUUUUCCUGAGAAAACCUGUCUGUGUGAAAUAGCAUUUGUAACUUAAAAAUUCAGAAAUUGGGGAAGUCUAAUUUUUACACAAAGUAAAAAAAAACUUUAGAAAUUACACUAAUUAUUGAAAGGGUUUUUUGAUUUCGUAACUCUUCCUCUAUCCUAUGCUACUCCUGAACAGUAUUCUCUCAUUCAAAUGUGAUCUGCUGUGCAAAAUAUGUCUGUCUGUAUCUGAAAGGAUACUAAAUCUCUACCUUUUUUUUUAUGAUACUUUAUAUCUUAUAAAAUCACAAUAUAAUUUCAAAUGGGAUAACAUUUAAGAGCUGGACAUGUAUGGGAGAGGAUAGCUUUUAUGUUGGACUUUGCAAAUAGGCAGAUUUUUGUCUUGAAUUUCAGUUAAGCUUUACAAAUCAAAGUUCUUCUGUCACUCAUUUUAUUUACAUGAAAGGCUGCUCUGGCCGUUCCUCGUUUUCUGUAUUGGUGUUAAAAACAAUCAUCAGGUAGCUUGAUUUGAUAUGGAUAACUGAAGUCUGAAAUUGCACAUCACUCAGGAAAGCUUGGUUUGGAUCUCUUCUAUAAACUGAUGAUAAACUUAGAACAGUGUACAUCAUAAACGUUUCAAAUUUUGAAAGUGAGAUUUGGAAAUUGCAUGAAGUGUCAUACAACAUGUUUCUCAAAACUCCAGAAAUCUUUUCUUGCCAUAUUUCCACAUGUUGCUUAUAUGAGAAUUUGUUCUAAGUAGUGAUCCCUUCUGUGUGUGUGUGUAUGUAGGAGUGCCUGUCUAUUUAUUGUUCAGAUUGAAGACCAAAACAUUUUCUUAAAUAUAUUUGUGUAACAUUUUAUUUGUAUACAUUGUUGUCAGUCAAAUAUUUAAAUAGAGCAUGAUAUUUUAAAUCUGUUGAUGUAAUGUGUUAAAUACAGUUAAUUGUUUUUGAAUUUGAAAAAUAAAAUUGUGAUUUAAGUUGUU